Messenger RNA from Akanthomyces muscarius, 579 nucleotides. RefSeq lists its product as uncharacterized. Bases 1 to 579 code for a protein of 192 amino acids. Lineage: Eukaryota; Fungi; Ascomycota; Sordariomycetes; Hypocreales; Cordycipitaceae. The record is from RefSeq and is a predicted model, not a curated record. The transcript has a single exon.
AUGCAGAUGCUACAGCAGCCAACGACGCCCAGCACAUCAGCUACACCUGCCAACACCAACGCUCAACGGGAUCGCUUCCAUAUCACAGAAGCAUGGGUAUACUACGUCGUAACCGCCAUUGACGGCGUACACGUGCCUCUCGCCGCGAUGCUGCGUCUCGGGCGCUCCAAAGACUUGAUCCUCGAUGCUCGCAGCGUUACCGCGGUCCUAUCCUCCCGCCAGCAUCGCGACAUGCUCCUCCUCGAAAGGGCUCUCGCACAGGACUAUUACCAUCCCAUACGCACGAGACAGCCCCUCGCCGAGCUGCGCGACUACCAGCUCGAGUUCGCCACUGGCUUCAUGCCCAUGGGCCGGGAGCCUCGCUACGCCUCCGCCCAGGGGCUGCGCGAGUUCCCGCACACCUCGGUGUGUCUGUGCGAGGGCGCCGGGUCGACGCACUCGAGUGACUUGUCCUGGUGCGCUGUGCCGGCGGGCUGCGAGGGCUGGCAGCCGGUGCCGCUGGGGACGGUGCGAAGGCUGGGCAGCAGGACGUAUGCGCUGAUGGUGAGGGACGUGACCGACCUGGACAAUGUCGAGUAA